Messenger RNA from Cuscuta epithymum, 2119 nucleotides. The record is from the annotation of a GenBank genome assembly. NCBI's taxonomy places the organism in Eukaryota, Viridiplantae, Streptophyta, Magnoliopsida, Solanales, Convolvulaceae.
AACUGGCAGUAUAGGUGCUCACAAGCUUCACACUUUCUCCAAUUAUUUAAAGACCAGUCUCCGUCUCCUUCCCCCAUAAUAAGCCAUUUCCAGAGAGAAAGAGAGAGCGAAGGUGAUAAUGGCGAAGAACGCUUCCUCUUUCUCUAGCUUCAAGUCCUACAUGACAGCACUGUCCGACACGCCGCACCGCCUGGCCCGCCGAGCCAUCUCUACAUCAACUCCGUUGGAGGAGACCGGCGGCGCUCGCGCACGUUCAGGCCGUGACAUGAAGAGGAGCCUCCGGUGGUACGACCUCGUCGGAUUUGGCCUCGGCGGCAUGGUCGGCGCCGGAGUCUUCGUCACCACCGGCCGCGCCAGUCACGUCUAUGCCGGCCCUGCCGUUAUCCUGUCCUACGCCAUUGCCGGUCUCUGCGCGCUACUCUCCGCCUUCUGCUACACCGAAUUUGCCGUCGAGAUGCCAGUCGCCGGCGGCGCAUUUAGCUAUAUCCGCACCACAUUCGGAGAGUUCCCCGCGUUUAUCACCGGAGCUAACCUAAUCAUCGAUUACGUUCUCUCUAACGCCGCGGUGUCCAGGAGUUUCACAUCGUAUAUAUGCACAGCCGUCGGUAUAUCAUCCGACACAAGGCUGAGAAUCGCCGUCUCGGCGCUUCCGAGCGGUUACAACGAGAUAGAUUUUGUUGCAGUGGCGGUGGUGUUAAUCCUCACCGUAGUCAUCUGCUAUAGUACAAGAGGAAGUUCCAUGUUGAACAUGACGUUAACUGCUCUGCACAUCCUGUUCAUAGUGUUCGUGAUUGUGAUGGGGUUCACCAAGGGCGACCCGAAGAACUUGACCCACCCGGCAGAUCCGAAACUGGCGGGCGGUUUUUCCCCGUUCGGUGCUGCGGGGGUUGUGAGCGGGGCUGCUAUGGUGUACCUGAGCUACAUCGGAUAUGAUGCGGUGUCAACGAUGGCGGAGGAGGUGAGGAAUCCGGUGAAGGAUAUCCCGAUCGGAGUAUCGGGAUCGGUUAUGCUUGUGACCGUCCUUUAUUGCCUCAUGGCCGCUUCAAUGUCCAUGCUCCUCCCCUAUGAUAAGAUUGAUCCGGAUGCACCGUUCAACGGGGCGUUCACCAAAGGAUCGCAUGGGUGGAGGUGGGUCUCAAAUGUGAUCGGUGCGGGCGCAAGCUUCGGAAUACUAACGUCGCUGUUGGUAGCCAUGCUGGGUCAGGCUCGAUACAUGUGUGUUAUCGGCCGUUCAGGUGUGGUCCCCAGGUGGUUUGCCAAGGUCCAUCCCAGGACGUCAACGCCGGUCAAUGCAUCACUCUUUCUCGGCGUUUUCACCGCAGUAAUCGCACUUUUCACCGACUUACAAAUCCUCCUAAACCUGGUAUCAAUCGGCACACUCUUCGUUUUCUACAUGGUAGCAAAUGCCGUGAUCUACAAACGCUAUGUGGCAGUAGGGACCACCAAUCCAUGGCCCACACUGUCCUACCUUCUAUCUUUUACCCUCACGGCGAUCUUGUUCACCCUUCUGUGGCACUUUGCACCGGCGGGGAAGGCAAAGGCCUUCCUCCUCGGAGCUUGCAUUGUCAUCGCCAUCUCCAUUCUGCAGCUUUUCCAGUGGAUGGUCCCACAAGCAAACAAACCAGAGUUCUGGGGCGUCCCAUUGAUGCCAUGGAUUCCUUCCACUUCCAUCUUCCUCAAUAUAUUCCUGUUGGGUGCCCUUGACAGUCCUUCAUAUGUCCGGUUCGGAUUCUUUUCGGGUCUUGCGGUCAUUGUGUAUGUGAUGUAUAGCGUGCAUGCUAGCUUUGAUGCUGAGGAACAAAAAGGUCAAGAGAAUAUUGAGAUGAAGGAAUAUAAUGAAGCCCAGGGCAAUUCCUCCAAGGUGUAAAUAUGACUUGUACGUAUUUAGUUUGGUUCAUGUAUUUAAUUGACUAGUUGUAAGAAUAGUAGAAGAGGAAGGUAACAAAAGAAUCUCCAUUAUUAAAUGGAAUGUAACAAGUACUGCUCUUUUAAUUUUCUAUUGUCAACUUGUAUAGUCUGGUUCAAGAUUCCUAUGUAUAUGGAAUUGAUCAAAAAUGUACUACUCCGUUCUCUUUUAGUUGCAACAUUGGACUUUUUGCACUAUUCACAUGUUCUACUU